Messenger RNA from Eucalyptus grandis, 751 nucleotides. RefSeq names its product non-specific lipid-transfer protein 2. NCBI's taxonomy places the organism in Eukaryota, Viridiplantae, Streptophyta, Magnoliopsida, Myrtales, Myrtaceae. Gene Ontology annotation, biological process: lipid transport. Bases 100 to 387 code for a protein of 95 amino acids. The transcript has a single exon. The record is from RefSeq and is a predicted model, not a curated record.
CAACCAAAGCCAAGUGCAUCACGCUGACCCAAGUACACACCCAAACACACUCUUAGUUCUUUCUCCUCACAUCCUCCUAGAGCAACCAAAGCAGAAGCAAUGAGGGCCCUGGGGGUUGCGCUCUGCGCUCUUCUGGCGGUGCUGCUCCUAGCGGAAGCAGGGGUGCGCGUUGAGGCCGCUGUGACAUGCAGGCCGAUAGAGCUGAGCGCGUGCGUGAGCGCGAUCACCUCUGCAACCCCACCGACCACUCUGUGCUGCAGCAAGAUCAAGGAGCAGAAGCCCUGCCUCUGCCAGUACCUCCAAAACCCGAACCUCAAGAAGUUUGUCAGUUCCCCCAAUGCCAAGAAAGUGGCCAGCACUUGUGGCACUCCCUUUCCCAAGUGCUGAGACGUAGCCAGUCAUGCCUAGAGCUUUCAUUAUCAAUGCCUUUAGUCCUACUUCGGUAACUAAGAAUUUUACCUAUGUUCUGAUGCACCAUUUUGUCAUAUUUUAAGAGGGUUUUAAGUCCUUUGUUGCAUGUGCUUAUGUUGCUAUAUAUGAUGUGAAGGCACUGGGUGAGAGAUGAAAAUGGUAAGCGGGUCACGGCCUCACUUACCACAUGUACUCAUUUCCAGGCUUGUUCUAAUGUAUUAUCUUGCUUGGGAUGUACUACUACAAGGCAUAAUCUGGCUCAAAGCACAUUGUUUCAGCUGUUGUAUCUUCUCUUAUAUGCAAUAUUGCAAGCAAUGUCAAUCCGGUGUGACUGGUCCAA